AUCUCUACGUAUCUAAAUAGCUAAAAUACUUUUUGGGUCUCAAAUCAGACUCCAACUGAUGUUGGCAACACUGACUGUGGAAGGUCAAUAUUUGACAAAUGGCCAAGCUAUAGCUGUCACUUUCUUUCACAAGGCGUAAACAUCGAAGCAUUUAUGAUAAAUCACUUUUAAAAUAAUUAUGGAGUCAAUUUGUAGAUUGUGUUGUUCUACAAAAUUCGUAAACAAUAAUUUAUUUGAUGAGGAAAAUGCUCUGUACCUGAAAAUGGAAUUAUACUUGCCGUUUAAAGUGAAAAAAAUGGACCGGCUGCCACAGAAGGUCUGUGAUCGCUGCAGUUGCAAAGUGAACGAUUUGUACCAGUUCUGUAACGAAGCAAUUGAAGCCCAGGACAGGUUACGAGAGAUGAUGCGGCAUGUGGAGACAAACCUAAAUGAUUCAGUAGAUCUCACACUUACUAAACAAGAAACUAUUGCACCCUCACCUGCUGCCUGUAGUAGGCGAGAGCAGGGCACACAGACAGAACUGGCGACGGAACCCACACAAUCAUCAAAUAAACCCAAUGUAGAAGUCCAAAUUAAAGUUGAACCGACAUCAUUAUCACCAUCAGAGGUAAAAUCAGAGAAUAAAGAAGAAAUGGAAGUUGAAUCUAACAAUCAUUUUGAUAAUCCUGUUGAUCUUCCUACUGACAAUAGUGAUGAUAAUGUUUCCCUUAUAUCACUGAAGAAAAAGAAACGAGGUCGCAAACCAAAUGCUAAUGGAGAGGCUAAACGAGGAAGAAAAAAGAAACCAAAAGAUUGGGAGCAGCUAAUAAACACUUUGCCCAAUGAUACUGCUGUCACAAUGGUGGAGAAACCAACAGUACCAAUACCUAUGGAUGUAAUGAAGGAAGAGGUAGUCUUUGGCUACAAGGAGGAGGCCCCAGACCUUCUGGUGAAGCGAGAGCCCAAUGAGGACAUGUACCAGUGUUGCAUUUGCUUCAUGCAAUGCUUUAACAGGAAUGACAUGUUACAACACUAUAGGGAGCACGUGGACGCGUCGGAGGCGUGGGGCGCGCCGCCGCCCGCGCCGCCGCCGCCCGACCAGCAACCGCUGCGCUGCGUGCGGUGCCGCAAGGUGGUGGAGCCGGAGGAGUGGGCGGCGCACUGGCAGCGGCACUGGGAGCGCGACCGCCGGCCCUACACGUGCGCGCUCUGCGAGAAGACCUUCCGCGACCCGCACCAGAUCCUCAAGCACGGUCAGACGCACAAGUCGGGCGAGGCGCUGUCCAACACGCAGGAGCUCACCAAGCGGUUCGUGUGCGACCUCUGUCCCGAGAGCUUCGUCUACAUGAGGUACCUGCUGGCGCACCGCGCGCGCGCGCACCCGGAGGCGGCGGCGCGCGCGCUGACGCUGCGCUGCGCGGUGUGCGCGCGCGCCUUCGCGCACCUCAACUCGCUGCGCCGCCAUCUGCGCGCGCACUCGGGCGAGCGCAACCACCUCUGCAACGUGUGCGGCAAGGCGCUCACCUCGCGCGAGCACCUCAAGUUCCACAUCCGCAUCCACACCGGCUACAAGCCCAACGUGUGCAAGUGAGUGCCCAGUGCCCAGUGCCCAGUGCCGGGCCCGGUGCGAGACUCAACCACAACAACAACAUUAGACAACAACCACCUCUGCAACGUGUGCGGCAAGGCGCUCACCUCGCGCGAGCACCUCAAGUUCCACAUCCGCAUCCACACCGGCUACAAGCCCAACGUGUGCAAGUGAGUGCCCAGUGCCCAGUGCCCAGUGCCGGGCCCGGUGCGAGACUCAACCACAACAACAACAUUAGACAACAACCACCUCUGCAACGUGUGCGGCAAGGCGCUCACCUCGCGCGAGCACCUCAAGUUCCACAUCCGCAUCCACACCGGCUACAAGCCCAACGUGUGCAAGUGAGUGCCCAGUGCCCAGUGCCCAGUGCCGGGCCCGGUGCGAGACUCAACCACAACAACAACAUUAGACAACAACCACCUCUGCAACGUGUGCGGCAAGGCGCUCACCUCGCGCGAGCACCUCAAGUUCCACAUCCGCAUCCACACCGGCUACAAGCCCAACGUGUGCAAGGUGUGCGGCAAGGGCUUCGUGAAGAAGUGCAACCUGACGCUGCACGAGCGCGUGCACUCGGGCGAGAAGCCGCACGUCUGCUCGCACUGCGGCAAGGCCUUCAGCCAGCGCUCCACGCUCGUCAUCCACGAACGGUACCACAGCGGCGCGCGGCCCUACGUGUGCGCGCUGUGCGGGCGCGGCUUCGUGGCCAAGGGGCUGCUGUCCAUGCACCUCAAGACCA
Ostrinia nubilalis (European corn borer) is the source of this 2303-nucleotide messenger RNA. Its product is annotated as zinc finger and SCAN domain-containing protein 10-like. The transcript is spliced from 9 exons. The coding region runs from base 179 to 1570 and encodes 463 amino acids. Gene Ontology annotation, biological process: regulation of transcription by RNA polymerase II. The record is from RefSeq and is a predicted model, not a curated record. NCBI's taxonomy places the organism in Eukaryota, Metazoa, Arthropoda, Insecta, Lepidoptera, Crambidae. Gene Ontology annotation, molecular function: RNA polymerase II transcription regulatory region sequence-specific DNA binding; zinc ion binding; DNA-binding transcription factor activity, RNA polymerase II-specific. Gene Ontology annotation, cellular component: nucleus.